This is a messenger RNA of Cataglyphis hispanica, 1593 nucleotides long. RefSeq names its product ribonuclease H2 subunit C. The transcript has 3 exons. The record is from RefSeq and is a predicted model, not a curated record. Gene Ontology annotation, cellular component: ribonuclease H2 complex. Gene Ontology annotation, biological process: RNA catabolic process. NCBI's taxonomy places the organism in Eukaryota, Metazoa, Arthropoda, Insecta, Hymenoptera, Formicidae. Bases 193 to 594 code for a protein of 133 amino acids.
UAUUAUAUUUUAAUAUUGACUUGGAAAUAUUUGAUGUGUACCAAUCUUACAGUAGUAUGGCAUGAUGUGACAUGUGCUAUUAGAGUUAGGUUUGAACAGGAUAAAGGUUAUACAAAUGCGAUUUCUAUAUUUUCAUCAUAUUAACAUUUUCCAAAAAAAUUCACAUAUUAUCUCGCGUCAUAUUAAAUUAAUAUGGCUAUUCGUUUGCAUAUUAAUAAAGAAGAUUUAGCCAAGCAGGAGGAGUCUGAAUUACAUCUUAUGCCAUGUAAAAUUCAUGGCGAUCAAGCCGCGAAUGUUUCCUCCUAUUUCAAGCCUUACAUUUGUAAAAUUGACGAAGAACAUUGCGAUUGUUCGUUCCGUGGCUAUCCACUUCAAGGGAAAAAAAUAAUUGUACCUGCUGGAUACAAAGGCAUGACGUUUAUGGAAAAUAAGAAGGCAGAUCCUGAAAAUAAGAUCCGUAAUUUAUAUCGCACAGGAACGUUUUCACAAUUCACAUAUUGGAAUUACGAUAGAAUACCAUCUAAGAACGAUGCUCUUGUAGCAGCAUUGGAUUGGAUUGAUAUAGCUGAAGUGUUACAUUCAUCAGAAACAUAGAUGUAAUACCAAAAGAGAAAACACAAUUAUUUCAAUGGAAAAAUAUAAAAAAAAUAUUGUCUUAUUUCUCAUAUAUUUUUAUACUUUGAUAGAAAAAGGAAAUAAUAAAGAUACAUUCUUUUCUCUGUGUCUAACAGAUAUAUUUUUACAGCAUCAUAAUUGGAUGAUUAUGCCACAAAUAAUUAGCAUAUGAUGUAGACAUAAGAAUCUAUGGCAGUAAAAUGUGUGAAGAAAGUGUAAAGAGAGAUAGUGGUAGUAAUAUAAUCUUAACAGCAACAAUUAAAGAAACAGAAUUUCCUAUUUAGAUAUUUGUGGAUUUCUUUUUUUUAAUUUAAUAGUACAAUAUGUGAAUGCAUUCUGCAGAUUUUUUUUUCAGAAAGACAAAUUCAUUUUAUAUAAGAUUACCAUAUAUAUAUAUAUAUAUAUUAUAUACGACUUUAUAUUAAAUGCAUUUAGUGCUGCUAUUGAUACUUUGAGCCAUCGUUGAUUAAUGAAGGAUGUAUCUGAGCAUCCAUAUAUGCUAUUUUAAUUACGUGAAUUUACAAAAUACAUUUACCAAUAUAUGUCAUGUUAUUUAGGCCAAAGAAUCCCAAUCAAUUUGUAAUAGCGUGUAUCAAAUAUAUGCACAAUGCUUACAGAGUUAAUUUUCGAACAGACACUCUGGAAUGAAAAUAUUAUCUCCCAUAUUACGCAGGAUCAUUGAUAGUACGAGAAAGUGUGCGUAUCUUAUGAAUAAAAAGUACGUUUGUUUACAUUAUAUUAAUACUAUAAUAGAAAAACGGAAUAGUCAAAUUAUAUCAAUCUCAAUCUGAAUUUCUUCUCUUUGGCGUUUUAAUAAUACUGAGGUAUAUGAGAUUUGUAAAACUAAUUCAAAACUUUGUGUAUGAAUACCGUCUUAAGUUACAAAAAUUCUUACAUUCGUUCGUUCUCUUUCAUUCUAAAUUAUAGUAAGUUUCUGUCUCGAUAUAACGCGAAAUAAUAAAUAUGAUAAAAUAUUUC